GGUAGAAAGUCCAAUAUGGAUCUCACUGGGAUAACAUCAAGGUGUCAUCUAGGCUGUGUUCCAAAAUCCGCCUCUUGCCUAUUCUAUCUUCUGGAGGCCACUUCCUUCCAUCUUUAAGGCCAGCAAGAGCCAGUUGAGUCCUCAUCAACAGCUCUCAGACCGCAGCCGGGGAAAGUUCACCACCUUUGGAGAAUGGACCCAUCAGGAUAAUCCCCUCAUCUCACGGUUCUUAACCUUAAAUCCACGAAAUCCCUCUGGCCAUAAGAUGUCACAUAUUGACAAGUUCUAAUGAGUAGGACGUGGACAUCUUUGGGGGAAGGGCAUUAUUCUCCCCAUCACAGUGCCCACUGCAGGGGAUCAACAGGAUAGAGAAGGAAUCACAUUGUGUACAGAGAAUUGGAGUAAGAAGAUUUGAAGAUGAUCCCGAUGUGUGCUGUCUGGGAGAGUAGAAGAUAAUGUUUGUAAAGUGAUUAGUGCAGUGAGUACAUCGUAAAUGGUUGCUGCUUCAAAGGCCAGUGGUACAAAUUGCAGAUGUAUAGUAGCUCAGAAGGAGGAGCUUAGUGAAGUGGAAAGGAGUAAAACAACGUAACAUUUUAUCUGGCAAAGGACAGAAUUUGGGAUCUGAGUUCUCACUUCUACAUUAAAUAGGCAGGUGGUUUAAAAGAAAGCACUAAGUUUACCAAGAACUCUGCAUUGUUCCUCUCACUAGUAAAAUAGGGAGAACAGAGAUGAAGGAGAUGAGGAACACCAGAGAAGCAACCUUUUGACCCCUUUCUGCCAUUAUUGCACAAUACAUAGAUUUAGAGAGGGAGGGGAAACUUAUAAAGGAAGCAAGCAAGACAUUUGAAGUUCAGAGGACUAGCUUUUUUUUUUUUAACCCUAGGAACGUAUUGGAGUAGGAAUUCCCUGCUGAAACCAAAACCCAGCCAUCAGAGAUUAUGAGAUUUUUUUUUCAGGCUUUCCCUAUAAUCUUCCUUACAUUUGUCUCUUCAAACACAUUUAAUUCAGCCUUUGAGAAGUUGCUGAUAAGCGAUUAUGGACGGGAAGUUAAAUUAACAAACCCUCCCACCUUGCUGUUGGGCGGUAGCGUCCAAAGCGGUGUGAACCUGAUCCAGAAAGAGCCAGGAAGGGGACAAAGUUUAGUCUGUGAGGAAAUCGGUGGCUGCUGCUAGUUUCAUGCUGUCUGUCCAGACUUCAGCUUGGUGUUUUCGUGGCCCCUCUUGCACUGGACCUCUGUCCUAAGAGUCUUCUGAGUGUCAUCUCUCCACCUUGGUCACACUCAUGGCACAAUGGCCAGCCCUCAGGAGCACCUGAGCUGCUCCUCCUCUCCACACUUAGCCCUGAGUGACAACAAAACCUUCCACGGACACCAAGAUGAGCUCGCAGCUAUGGGGAACCACCCCUCACCCAAGCUCCCUGAGGACCAGCAGGAGAAGGGGGUUGUGCGAACAGAACUCAUCGAGAGCGCGAACAGCCCCGUCACCACCACAGUGUUGACCAGUGUAAGCGAAGAUUCCAGGGACCAGUUUGAGAAUAGUGUUCUUCAGCUGAGGGAACAAGAUGAAUCGGAGACGGCUGUAUCUCAGGGGAACAGCAGCACUGUGGACGGAGAGAACACCAGUGGAACUGAAGACAUCAAGAUUCAGUUCAGCAGGUCAGGCAGCGGCAGUGGUGGGUUUCUUGAAGGACUAUUUGGAUGCUUGAGGCCAGUGUGGAAUAUCAUUGGGAAGGCAUAUUCCACUGAUUACAAAUUGCAGCAGCAAGAUACUUGGGAAGUGCCAUUUGAGGAGAUCUCAGAGCUACAGUGGCUGGGUAGUGGAGCCCAGGGAGCCGUCUUCCUGGGCAAAUUCCGAGCAGAAGAGGUGGCCAUCAAGAAAGUUAGAGAACAGAAUGAGACGGAUAUCAAGCAUUUGAGGAAGUUGAAGCACCCUAACAUCAUCGCCUUCAAGGGUGUGUGCACUCAGGCGCCAUGUUACUGCAUUAUCAUGGAGUACUGUGCUCAUGGACAACUGUACGAGGUCUUGCGAGCUGGCAGGAAGAUCACACCUCGACUGCUAGUAGACUGGUCCACAGGAAUUGCAAGUGGAAUGAAUUAUUUGCAUCUCCAUAAAAUUAUUCAUCGUGAUCUGAAAUCACCUAAUGUCUUAGUGACUCACACAGAUGCAGUGAAAAUUUCAGACUUUGGGACAUCUAAGGAACUCAGUGAUAAGAGCACCAAGAUGUCCUUUGCAGGCACAGUUGCGUGGAUGGCCCCAGAGGUGAUACGGAAUGAGCCCGUCUCAGAAAAGGUCGACAUAUGGUCUUUUGGAGUGGUACUGUGGGAGCUGCUGACAGGAGAGAUCCCCUACAAAGAUGUAGAUUCUUCAGCCAUUAUUUGGGGCGUUGGAAGCAAUAGCCUACACCUUCCAGUUCCUUCCACUUGCCCGGAUGGAUUCAAAAUCCUUAUGAAACAGACAUGGCAGAGUAAACCUCGAAACCGGCCUUCUUUUCGGCAGACACUCAUGCACUUAGACAUCGCGUCUGCAGAUGUUCUUGCCACCCCACAAGAAACUUACUUUAAGUCCCAGGCUGAAUGGAGAGAAGAAGUAAAAAAACAUUUUGAGAAAAUCAAAAGUGAAGGAACUUGCAUCCACCGAUUAGAUGAAGAACUGAUUCGAAGGCGCAGAGAAGAGCUCAGGCAUGCUUUGGAUAUUCGCGAACACUAUGAGAGAAAGCUGGAGCGGGCUAAUAAUUUAUACAUGGAGCUCAGUGCCAUCAUGCUGCAGCUAGAAAUGCGGGAGAAAGAGCUCAUUAAGCGAGAGCAAGCGGUGGAAAAGAAGUAUCCAGGGACCUGCAAACGACACCUUGUCCGCCCAAUAAUCCACCCCAAUGCCAUGGAGAAACUCAUGAAAAGGAAGGGCGUGCCUCACAAAGCCGGAGUGCAGACCAAGCGGCCAGACCUGUUGAGGUCUGAAGGUAUCCCUAGCACAGAGGUGGCUCCCACUGCAUCCCCUUUGUCUGGAAGUCCCAAAAUGUCCUCCUCAAGUAGCAAGAGCAGGUAUCGAAGCAAACCACGCCACCGCCGGGGGAACAGUAGAGGCAGCCAUAGUGACUUUGCAGCCAUAUUGAAAAACCAGCCAGCCCAGGAAACCUCACCCCUGCAUCAAGCUCAACCCCAGUACCAUAGUCCUCUGCAGCAGCAACACCAGCAACCCCCUCCAGCCACGUCUCAGAGUCACCAUCCCAGACUCAGCAUGCACGGACAGGACAUUGCCACCUGCGCCAACAACCUGAGGUAUUUCGGCCCUGCGGCAGCCCUGCGGAGCCCGCUCAGCAACCAUGCUCAGAGACAGAUGCCUGGCUCCAGCCCUGACCUCAUCUCCACAGCCAUGGCAGCUGAUGGCUGCAGAAGCUCGGAGCCUGGCAAGGGCCGGGCUGGCCCCUGGGGCUGCUGCCAGGCUGACCCUUACGACCCCUGCCUCCAGUGCAGGCCGGAACAGUGCGGGGUCUUAGAUGAACACUCUGCCGAGCCAGUGGGGAGGAGCCCUGACCUUUCCAAGUCAGCAGCACACAGUGGGCUCUCAGAACACACCCGCGGCUCUGAGGCAGUGGAAGGAGAGGGCCUCAGGGGCUGCGGGUCCGCAUCAUCCCUUGGUCUCCCUCAUCACGCCAGCCCUCCCACGCUACCUCGGAAACCAAGGCCCCUUCAGAAGAGUGGGGAUGACUCUUCAGAAGAAGAAGGGGAAGUGGAUAGUGAAGUUGAAUUUCCACGAAGACAGAGGCCGCCUCGCUGCAUUAGCAGCUGCCAGUCGUAUUCGACCUUCAGCUCGGAGAACGUCUCUGUGUCCGACGGAGAGGAGGGAAACACUAGCGACCACUCAAACAGCCCCGAUGAGUCAGCCGAGAAGGUCGAGGGCCGCCUGGCGGAGAAGCUGGACGAGCUGCUGUCGCAGACGCCGGACAUCCCCAUCGACAUCUCCUCGCACUCGGACGGGCUGUCGGACAAGGAGUGCGCCGUGCGCCGCGUGAAGACGCAGAUGUCCCUGGGCAGGCUGUGCGCGGAGGAGCGCGGCUACGAGAACCCCAUGCAGUUUGAAGAAUCAGACUGUGACUCUUCGGGCGGGGAGUGCUCCGAUGCCACCGUGAGGACCAAUAAACACUACAGCUCUGCCACCUGGUGAGGAUGGAGUGCCCGUCCUGACCCAGCCAUGGCACAGCGGCAUUUCAGAUUCCCCGCUCUUCCCACUCGCUCCCUUCUUUGUUUGGAAGGAGAGCUGCCCCAUCCCACCCCUAGAAAUGAGCUGCAAUAACAGGCACAGGAGACUUCACCAAUCUCUGGAAAAAAAAAUAUCCAAAUGAAAUUAAGUCUCACUGAACAUUUCAAUCAAGAAUGGCAGGGAUCUAUUUUACUGAAUAUUCUAGCUACUGUAACAUUGAUAUUUAUUUUUCUUGGACAUUUUAACACUUUGUACUGUAAAGAGUGAACUAUAUAUGAUAGAGACACAUAAUUUCUUGCAAAAAAAAAAAAAAAAGGAAAGGAAAGGAAAGAAGUGAACUUUAGGAGCAACAUCCUUGGGAAUUUGUGGGGCUGGGAGGUAUUACUGCUGCUUGAACAGGGGACCAGGUCUUUUGGCUAUACGUGACUGAGGAAGAACCAGAGCAAGACAUAUAGAGCAUUUCAGAAUACAAAGAACACAGAGGAAAAAGCAACUCCAGGUAACUUGUGAACAGAUACAUUAAGUUCAACCAGCUCGUCCAGGUGGGUGAUGGGAAUGACCUAGAAAAGUUUGGUGACCAGACACUCACACUGGAGGUCUCUGAUGGCUGUGCUUCCUCUAAGAGGAAAACCCAACAAAACUGAACAUGGGGAAGCUGCUUCCAUGUUUUAACUUUCAGCAGCAUUUGGCAGUGAGGCUUACAAGCUAGUGUCACACCUUGUCCCUGGCAAAUACUUCCCUUUUUAAUGCUGUCAUUGUCGCUACCUUGACAAAUGUGUUACUUUGACCAAUGUGUUGAUCUUUCAGAUUCAAGUGCCAUUUUCCUGCGGUGGCUUUUCCCUUUCCAGCUGUUGACCACUUUCUUUGGGAAGGGGUUGGGGUGGAAGGGGUUGCUGAGGAGGAGAAAAGGACAAAAGAAAAGGAACAUCUGCAAUAAUAUUAGGAAAACAAGUGUGGAAUUUGUAAAAGUACAUACUCAGGAUGCUCAGUUCAGCUGUGUAGAGAAAAUGGAAGCCCCUCUCUAGAAAGUUUCCUUGUCUGCUAGAAUCAUAUUGAUUCAAACAGAACAGAAUUUGAAGGCAUCAAGGAUAUGUGUGUAUGUGCAUGUCCAAUGUCCAAUACCCAAACGUCCCCUGGUUUUUAUUAACUCAUUCUCUCCUUGAAGCUUUAGUGACAGGCUAUCACCAUUGGAAUAAAGGCAAAGCAAGCACCUUGCAAAAGGCAACCCCUCUCACCCCAUAAUAGCAUUUUGGUUCAUUGCUACUUGUAAAAUAUAUUUUACUUCACUCUGAAUCAGUGCAGUUUUUAUUAAUUGGACUUGGAAAUUGGUGAAGAGAAGAGUUGAUGCCGAGCAGGGAAUUGGAAAGAUUUUCCAUGUCAAAGGCAUGAGCCCUUCCUGUCCCAAAGGUCACGGGCUCUGAAAAGCACCCCAAGGGAAUUCCUGGUGCCUUGGCUUUAAGGAACAUUUGAUUUAGAAUUUUACAAAGAGAUGUUGACCUAAUUCUUGUCUCUGUCUCCAAGAUCAAACAACCUCUCUACGCUUGCUAGAAUUUCUGACCCUGCCUCCUGUAGGAUGUUAGGAAAGGCUUGCACAUACAGAUAUUAAAGCAUUUCCAGGGGGAUGAAAACGGGCCCCCUCUGCUGGGUUUCACUGACUGCAUCAGCCAAAAAGGAAAGGCAGGAGGGAAUUUAGAGCAGUUCCUUUUGUUUGUUUGAUCCCUCCAUUUGUUUACACUUUAUGUUGAGAUAUUGAUUUAGAAUGCAGUGUCUAUAAUUUAUAGCUCAUAGGUAGGAUGAAGGAAAAUGUUUAACUUAUACAGAGAACAGUAUUGUUUGCAUUAAAUUAUUCCAUUUUGUAUAACUUCUGUAGCUGGACUACAUGAAAGAGCUUAAGUUAUGGAGUUAUUAUCAUUGUUAUUUUAUUUUGUAUUAUCAUUCUCAUUUUCUGUCGAUCAGAAGGUGUGGUUUACAAUGUAGCGCAAUAACAGUGUUUAUUGCUAGACGGAUUAUUAUGUAUUUUAUGAUUUGAAUGAAGGCAUGAAUAUGGAACUGCCUUUCGGGAGCUCCCUGGUCUCCAUCUUAGCUGUGUUCCCUGAUUUCCUGUGUACAGUAACAAUCAUCUGAGGGUGCAUGCUCUGCCCUGAAGUCCCAAGGUUACACUGGGAUUCUGGCUUGACCAUGAAAGUGCCUGGGUGGGUAGAUGACGGAGCAGAUGGAUAAAUAAUUUAGAAGCUGUAAACUUUCCCAAAUUUCAUGAGAAAUAAAAUCAUGGGAUGACAUUAGAAACAAAAAGAGAAUUAUUUAAUACUCUGAGAGGAACAGACCUAGAGUUUCUACAAGGGGCUUGUGGAUUAGCUUCAAACCUUGUCACCAGUAGUGUGUAAUCUCCUUACUGCCAGACUGCACAACACCAACCUUUUCCCCCUGAGUGGGAGGAGCAGGAAGACUUUAAAAA
Heterocephalus glaber (naked mole-rat) is the source of this 6651-nucleotide messenger RNA. RefSeq names its product mitogen-activated protein kinase kinase kinase 13 (gene Map3k13). Gene Ontology annotation, molecular function: ATP binding; MAP kinase kinase kinase activity; protein homodimerization activity. Gene Ontology annotation, biological process: JNK cascade; protein autophosphorylation. NCBI's taxonomy places the organism in Eukaryota, Metazoa, Chordata, Mammalia, Rodentia, Bathyergidae. Gene Ontology annotation, cellular component: cytoplasm. The record is from RefSeq and is a predicted model, not a curated record.